This is a messenger RNA of Trifolium pratense (red clover), 961 nucleotides long. RefSeq names its product basic blue protein-like. The transcript has 2 exons. Gene Ontology annotation, cellular component: plasma membrane. The coding region runs from base 196 to 561 and encodes 121 amino acids. Gene Ontology annotation, molecular function: electron transfer activity. The record is from RefSeq and is a predicted model, not a curated record. NCBI's taxonomy places the organism in Eukaryota, Viridiplantae, Streptophyta, Magnoliopsida, Fabales, Fabaceae.
AACAACACAUAGGAGUACAUUAUACUCUUAAUACUUUUUUAUUAAAUUCUCUUUUAACCAACCACCCAUUAAGAUUGCAGGCCUCCACACUCACUCCUCAAUUAUAAAACCCUACCACAUUAUUUCCAAAUUCAUCACUUACCUCCAAUUCCCUUCCUUUCACAUUUUUCUAGCAAAUACUUCUAAGUAGAAAAUAUGGCUUUGGGAAGAGGCAGUGCAUUGGUUCUACUAGUCUGUUUUUUUGUGCUUCACUCUGAGUUGGCUCAUGCUGCCACCUACACUGUUGGAGGUGCUGGUGGUUGGACCUUUAACACUGUUGGGUGGCCUCAAGGAAAACGCUUUAGGGCUGGUGACACACUUGUGUUCAAGUAUAGCCCAAGGGUGCACAAUCUUGUGGCAGUGAACAAAGCAGGGUAUGAUAAGUGCAUUACUCCAAGAGGAUCAAAGGUGUAUCGGUCAGGAAAGGAUCAGAUCAAGCUUGUUAGGGGACAAAACUAUUUCAUAUGCAAUUUUGCGGGUCAUUGCCAGUCUGGAAUGAAAAUAGCCAUCAAUGCUGCUUGAUUUUUAUAUUAUAUAGUGAAAUGAUAACGAGUAUUUUCAGAACACUCUUUAAAAUAGAAUGUUUAAAAAGUAUUUCAUGAACACUCGGUAGCAAGACCCUAUAUAAUUUAAUAUAUACACUAAUGAUCAUGUAGUGUUCAUCUUUUAUGAGUGCUUUGAAAAUUUUCAUACCUUUUGUUGUACCUGUUCUUUUUAUACUUCUUGAAUCAUGUAGAAGUUGUCUCCUUAAAUUAAAUAAGUGGAUAGGUGGGUGGGUGUGAACUUUUUUUUAGCUAAACUACAUUUGUUAGCCUUUGCUUAUGUUGUAAUGUUCAAUCCUUACAUUUGUGUGUGUGGAUAUUUUAAUAUAAGUAUAUUUGGUCUUUGGCAAAAAAUAAUAUGCAACAAUUCAAUUUUUAAA